AUGGUGGAAUCAGAGAGGUUAAAAUUCUUUAGGUGUAAACAACUACAGUUGAGGGUUUAUAAAUACAAAUGUCUGCAUGAAAGUCUUAAAAAUGGGGAUGUAGAUGUUGCAAUGCUUGGCAAAAGAAUCAUUCUUCCCAGUACUUUACCGGUGGACCUAGGAUAUCCUAACUAUUUUAUCACUAUGACCUAUAACCCUGAAAGGGAUGGGAUAAAAAGAGAAGUGACUCCCAUUGGAUUGAAGGCAGAAGACCGCCCUGAUAUAUUGUGUCAAGUUUUCAAGAUUAAGCUUGAUGGUUUGAUUGAUGACCUAAAAGAGGAAAAAAUCUUUGGCAAAAUUUUGGGAUAUGUUUGCACUAUAGAGUUUCAAAAGAGAGGACUUUCGCAUGCACAUAUCCUUUUAUUCAUGAGUAACAAGUUCAAGCCACAAACACCAGAUGACAUAGACAAACAUAUAAAAGCUGAGAUUCUGAUGAAAAUGAAAGGCCAAAUCUACAUGGAGCUAUUCAAAAUUAAAUGGUACAUUUCGGCAUGUGAGGCAGUUUUGUAUUUAUUUGGAUACAAAAUCCAAGAGAAAGAACCAUUUGUGAUUAGACUUCCAUUUCAUUUGAAGGAUGAGCAACUUGUGGUUUAUAGUGAAACUUCUAAUGUGAAUGAUAUCAUCGAAAGAGCAAUAUCUCAUAAGUCCAUGUUUUUAGGGGUGGAUGGCGGCGAACAUGUCAUAUCCCUAUGCUCGAAGUCUGACUUAUGCUAA
Arachis stenosperma is the source of this 753-nucleotide messenger RNA. RefSeq lists its product as uncharacterized. Bases 1 to 753 code for a protein of 250 amino acids. The record is from RefSeq and is a predicted model, not a curated record. NCBI's taxonomy places the organism in Eukaryota, Viridiplantae, Streptophyta, Magnoliopsida, Fabales, Fabaceae. The transcript has 4 exons.